AUGAAAAUGCGGUAUCUAACAAGGCUGAAUAUGCUCGGCAGUCUUGCCUUCAUCAGCAUAUUAGUCGCUUUGUCUCUCUUAUAUGCAUCCGGCAACUUCUACACAGCCGGUAAUGAACUGAGCCUGAAGGGGACUGGCAAGGUUGCCGAGGAAGACCUAGUAAAUGACGUUCCUACCACAACGAUUCCACCCAAUUCCGAUCACAGACUGGUGGUAUUUGGAGAUGCCUGGAGUGCCAUUGGUUCGCGUCUAGCCGCGCAAGGACAAGCCUGGCCAGAAUGGGUUUGUUCAAUGUGGCCAUGUCGCUUGGAGACAUAUGCGCAAAGGGAACAUGUCUGCCAAAGCUCUGUCUGCGGAUCUGUAGUUGACGAAACCGAGCUUCACACCGUCGUUUCCGAUGCCGCCCGUUCCUUGGAACCAUUGCCCGACCUUCGCAGUCAGGUUGACCAAUGGCUCGCUGCAGAGCUGAAUGCAACGCAGACUGACCCAUCUGGCGGUGGCUUGAAGGCACGGACAAACAAUACCAUUUUCGCUUUGUCAUUUCUCAUAUGGGACAUUUGGAAGUUCAACGGUGUGUCGAUGGAGGACAUGGAGAAAUCUAUGAAGCGCAGUCUUGAUACCAUCUUCCAGCAACUAGAUCGCCUUGAAAAGUAUACCGAUUCUGAUGACCUCCGUAUUCUGCUUAUGAUGUCUAUUGAUCCCACAUUCUUGCCCGCGUUCGACCCAACUCAGGGACAGAAGGAUAUGAUCGAUAUCGUCACCGACUGGAACGACAAACUCAAAGAAAAGGCUCAUGUUUGGGGGAACGGGUCGGUGUUAAUUUUCAACACGAAUGAAUUUCUCAACGACCAAAUCAGAUCACGCCAGUUCUAUAUGGCGGGKAUGCUCGAUGGACAAGGGCUGGGAAAUCAAACCCCGUGGGAUGAUGUCGAAAACCCAUGCGUUUCCAGCAAAAAUACUUGGCUGCCAUUCCUGGGUAACCAGGAUCAGCGGUGUGAGAAUCCAGAAAGAUUCCUGUUUUGGGAUGGCUUGCAUCUCGGGCCGACAGCGAAUCAGAUGAUGGCUACGGAGAUCUUUCACGAGAUUGAGAAUCUGUGGGCCAAAGAUUCGAAUUCGACAGAGUCGACAUAA
Messenger RNA from Talaromyces amestolkiae, 1131 nucleotides. RefSeq lists its product as uncharacterized. Bases 1 to 1131 code for a protein of 376 amino acids. The transcript has 3 exons. Lineage: Eukaryota; Fungi; Ascomycota; Eurotiomycetes; Eurotiales; Trichocomaceae. The record is from RefSeq and is a predicted model, not a curated record.